AUGACUUUGCCGAGGGGCAGCCAUUUCCAGGAUCUGGACAAGAGCAUCGUUGAAGUUGCAGACUACUCCUCGAGCUCCGAAGACAACGAUGACGACUACGUCUUGCCGGGAGUUGAUGUCGCCGACGAUGAGUUUAGGGACUACAACCCUCGAAAACGACGCCGAGUCGGAGGGAACAGCAAGGAAAAGGCCGCUCUGGGCAUUUUUGGCUCCGACAGCGACGAGGAUCGACCUGGCCAGAGAUGGAAAAGCAAGACGCUGAGAAGCAAGGGCAUGAGCUUCGUCUCAACAGCCGUGCAGGGUGGCGAAAAUGACAACGACGACGACGACGACGACGACGACGACGAUGACGAAGAUGACAAUGCCGGCGUGGGCCUGGGAUUUGGCCGGACGGCGCGGGGUCCAGAUUGGGACAAGGCAGGAGAACCGCAGUUUCAAAAAGCAUCCGAUUCCAAGCCGUCUCUCGCUACGGUCAAGACCACCUUUGAUGGGAAGAGCGUCCUCGGCCGCGGGUUCGUACCUUCGUCGGCCAAUGUGCCCGUGUUGAAUGAAUCAGAGGCCGACAGCACUCCGCCGCCUCGGAACAAGCCCCAACCGAGCGCCUUUGGGCGCAAAGGAAAGGUCAACGCCAAGUCGUUCGGUGCUCGAAUGAUGGCCAAGAUGGGCUACGUUGAGGGCACGGGUUUGGGCAAGGAAGGGCAAGGCAGAAACGUCAUUAUCGAGGCGAACUUGCGGCCCCAAGGCAUCGGCUUGGGCGCCGUGAAAGAAAAGACGGCCCAGGAACGAGAGGAGGAAAAAAGACAAGCUCGAUUGCGCGGCGAAAAUGUCGUUGAUUCUGACGAGGAAGAAAAGAAGCGGCGAAGGAAGGCCAAAAAGAAAUCUCUUGGGAUCGCAGGCGAGAGCGCCACCAGCACGCCGCGGAGACGCAAGCCCAAAUACAUAACAGCGGAGGAGCUCAAGGCCGCGGCGCCAGGCCUACACAUCCCAGACGCCUUCACGCCGAUCCUGGACAUGACUGGUCCGGGGGGGAGGUUACUCACCUCGACGAGCGGUGUAAUGACACCUAAAUCUGGCGUGCCCGAGUCGAGUGAGGUAGUGGAAGCCAGGAAGCUCGUGAAACGGGCACAGGCAGAUUUACUGGCUUUCUCGGAAGAAUGGAAGAGCCUAGAGGAACGGAAAUCUUGGCUGAAUCUGGAACUCAAGGAGCGAGAGCUGGAGAUGGAAGAUCUCCGAUCAGAUUUCAAGCGGUUACAAAGCUUCUCGACUCUGGUCACUGAUGAACUCAUGGGAGCCUCGGAUUGGCAUCAAAUCAUGGCAUGCCUUCGAAAGGCCGUUGAUCUUGGCUCCAUCAACUCAGAGACGGCUGAUAUCGCCGUUGCGGCAAUCCACCCCUUAUUGAAAGCAUCCGACUGGGAUCCACUGAGAGAGCCCGCUCGCUUCGCUGCAGAGCUAAAGCAGGUGUCGAUAUUAUUCAAGGGCUCGAGCCUAGGACAUGGUGGCCAACCUGUCCACAAAUGGGACUCUGCAACAGCACAGCUCCAGGGAAUCUAUCGACCACACCAUAAAGCGACCACCCCUUACGAAAGUAUGAUGUACAAGGUCUGGUUGCCCCAAGUGUUGGCUGCCAUUCGGGACUGGGAUGCCCUCACGCCUGCGCCCAUGCUCAGCGUCCUCGAGAACUGGAGCGAUCUUUUGCCUCCUUUUGUGCGUGCACAAGUUCUGGACAAUAUUGCGCGCAAGCUCGAGACUGCCGUGUCAGACUGGAACCCGAGGAAAAAGCGGCAAAGCCACCACUUACCACACACCUGGUUGUUCCCUUGGCUGCCGUUUUUGCCUGCAUACCACCUGGACACCAAAGGCACCGGCCUCGUGGCUGACGUCAAGAGGAAGUAUCGGCAGCUGAUCGAUGUCUGGGAGUUUGAGCGGGGGGUUGUACCGGGGCUUGAGCAGUGGCAAGAUGUCUUGGGCGACGAAUGGAAUCCUCUGAUCAUGGCCCACGUGCUGCCGUCGAUGGGCAGGUACCUACGAACAAACUUCCGCGUGGACCCUGCAGAUCAGGAGCCAUAUCUGCCCGUCCUGACAGGGAUUUUGAAGUGGGAGCGAAUGCUCGGCGGUGCGAUGAUGGCUGAAAUGCUUGUGCAGAACGUGUUUCCCAUGUGGAACGCGAAACUACAGGAGUGGCUCGCACUGGAGGAUGCAGACCUUGGCGAGGUGGCCGAGUGGUAUAGCUGGUGGAGAGGUAUGCUGCUGAAGGACAUGGCAGAGACGAAGAGUGUCGGCGGCGAGUUGGACAAGGGUUUACACGUGAUGAACUUGGUAUGA
Molecule: messenger RNA, 2322 nt
Organism: Hirsutella rhossiliensis
Lineage: Eukaryota; Fungi; Ascomycota; Sordariomycetes; Hypocreales; Ophiocordycipitaceae
Product: GC-rich sequence DNA-binding factor-like protein
Exons: 3
Coding region: 1-2322 (773 amino acids)
Biological process (GO): spliceosomal complex disassembly
Cellular component (GO): U2-type post-mRNA release spliceosomal complex
Molecular function (GO): nucleic acid binding
Source: RefSeq, a predicted model, not a curated record